Salarias fasciatus (jewelled blenny) is the source of this 3704-nucleotide messenger RNA. RefSeq names its product SWI/SNF-related matrix-associated actin-dependent regulator of chromatin subfamily A member 5. Gene Ontology annotation, biological process: nucleosome organization. Gene Ontology annotation, cellular component: chromatin; nucleus. The transcript has 24 exons. Gene Ontology annotation, molecular function: ATP binding; DNA binding; ATP-dependent chromatin remodeler activity. The record is from RefSeq and is a predicted model, not a curated record. The coding region runs from base 183 to 3287 and encodes 1034 amino acids. NCBI's taxonomy places the organism in Eukaryota, Metazoa, Chordata, Actinopteri, Blenniiformes, Blenniidae.
AAGAAUCUUGCUAGCGCGAACGUGCUGCGUGUUUCCGACCGGCGAGUCUUUCAUUAAGAACAACAGGAUAGUUUCUGUUUCCCGGGAAAAAGUUCUAUCGUCUCCGGCGGAUCUUGUACAGCACCAAACGGGGAACCUAAAUCCGGACUAUACUCCUGAAUCGAAAGGGAAAAUAAAGGAAAAUGUCCGAAAGUGGCAACUGCGCGGAACAGCGGGAAGAGCAGCCUGAACUUGAGGAAACCGGAGGAGUGGAGGAGAAAUCUGACUCCUCCGAUGCUGGAAAAGAGUCUUCUUCAGAUGCCGGUCCUGAUAGUCAGGAUGCAUCGUCCCCCUCCUCAUCCAAAGCUAAAGAUGCUACUCCAGGUUAUGAGGAGAAAGUGCAAACAGACCGGACAAACAGAUUUGAGUAUCUGUUGAAGCAAACCGAGUUGUUUGCUCAUUUCAUCCAACCGGCUGCCCAGAAGACUCCCACCUCUCCUCUGAAGAUGAAACCAGGACGUCCUCGUAUCAAGAAAGAUGAGAAACAGAACCUGCUCUCUGCCGGAGACAACCGGCAUCGUCGCACAGAGCAGGAGGAAGAUGAGGAGCUUUUGAACGAGAGCACGAAAACCACCAACGUGUGCACUCGCUUUGACGAGUCUCCCUCCUAUGUAAAAACAGGGAAAAUGAGGGACUAUCAGGUCCGUGGUUUGAACUGGCUCAUUUCUUUGUAUGAGAACGGAAUCAACGGCAUCCUUGCUGAUGAGAUGGGACUGGGGAAAACUCUUCAGACAAUUGCCCUGCUGGGUUACAUGAAGCACUACAGAAACAUCCCUGGCCCUCACAUGGUUCUGGUGCCGAAGUCCACCCUCUACAACUGGAUGAAUGAGUUCAAGCGAUGGGUGCCUUCGCUUCGCGCCGUCUGCCUGAUCGGAGACAGAGACGAGAGGACCGCCCUGAUCAGAGAUGUGCUGCUGCCGGGAGAGUGGGACGUGUGCGUCACAUCCUACGAGAUGCUCAUCAUCGAAAAGGCCGUGUUCAAGAAGUUCAACUGGAGAUACCUGGUCAUCGAUGAAGCUCACAGGAUCAAGAACGAGAAGUCAAAGCUCUCAGAAAUUGUGCGUGAAUUCAAGACCACUAAUCGUCUGUUACUGACUGGAACGCCGCUGCAAAACAACCUCCACGAGCUGUGGGCUCUGCUGAACUUCCUGCUUCCAGAUGUUUUCAACUCAGCAGAGGAUUUUGAUUCCUGGUUUGACACAAACAACUGUUUGGGUGAUCAGAAGCUGGUUGAACGUCUUCACACUGUUCUACGUCCUUUCCUGCUCCGUCGUAUCAAAGCAGAUGUAGAAAAAACUCUGCUCCCCAAAAAAGAAAUCAAGAUGUAUGUGGGGCUGAGUAAAAUGCAGCGAGAGUGGUACACAAAGAUCCUCAUGAAGGACAUCGACAUCCUGAAUUCAGCAGGCAAAAUGGACAAGAUGCGUCUGCUGAACGUCCUCAUGCAGCUGAGGAAAUGCUGCAACCACCCGUACCUGUUUGACGGAGCCGAGCCGGGUCCCCCCUACACUACUGACCUCCACCUGGUGGUCAACAGCGGCAAGAUGGUGGUGCUGGACAAGCUGCUGCCCAAGAUGAAGGAGCAAGGUUCACGUGUGCUCAUCUUCAGUCAGAUGACCAGGGUGCUGGACAUCUUGGAGGACUACUGCAUGUGGAGGAACUACGGCUACUGCCGCCUGGAUGGCCAGACGCCACACGAGGAGAGACAGAUUUCCAUCAAUGCAUACAAUGAGCCCAACAGCUCGAAGUUCAUCUUCAUGCUGAGCACCAGAGCUGGUGGCCUGGGGAUCAACCUGGCUACAGCUGAUGUGGUCAUCCUCUACGACUCGGACUGGAACCCACAGGUGGACCUGCAGGCCAUGGAUCGAGCUCACAGGAUCGGUCAGCAGAAGCAGGUCCGUGUUUUCCGUUUCAUCACUGAGAACACAGUGGAGGAGAGGAUCGUGGAGAGGGCAGAGAUGAAACUGCGCCUGGACUCCAUUGUUAUCCAACAAGGACGACUUGUGGAUCCGAGUGCCAACAAGCUGGGGAAGGAUGAGAUGCUGUCCAUCAUCCGUCACGGUGCCACACACGUAUUUGCAUCCAAAGAGAGCGAGAUCACAGACGACGACAUCGACGCCAUCCUGGAGCGAGGGGAGCGAAAGACGAUGGAGAUGAAGGAGAAGCUGUCAUCGCUGGGGGAGAGCUCGCUCAGGAACUUCACGAUGGACACAGAGAACAGUGUGUACAAUUUUGAGGGCGAAGACUACAGAGAGAAGAAAAAGGUCAUUACCAACUGGAUUGAGCCACCCAAGAGAGAAAGGAAAGCCAACUACGCUGUGGACGCCUAUUUCAGAGAAGCUCUGCGAGUCAGUGAGCCCAAAGCACCAAAGGCUCCUCGUCCUCCCAAGCAGCCGAACGUCCAGGACUUCCAGUUCUUCCCUCCACGUCUUUUCGAGCUUCUCGAGAAGGAAAUCCUGUUUUACAGAAAGACCAUAGGAUACAAGGUUCCCCGCAAUCCAGACAUGCCCAACUCGGCUCAGGUUCAGAAGGAGGAGCAGGCCAAGAUCGAUGAGGCCGAGGCGCUCUCUGAGGAGGAGCUGGAGGAGAAGGAGAACCUUCUCCAACAGGGAUUUACGAUCUGGAACAAACGCGACUUUAACCAGUUCAUCAAAGCCAAUGAGAAGUGGGGGCGAGAUGACAUUGAAAACAUUGCACGAGAAGUGGAGGGAAAAACUCCAGAGGAAGUUAUGGAAUAUUCCGCUGUGUUCUGGGAGCGCUGCAAUGAACUGCAGGAUAUUGAAAAGAUCAUGGCCCAGAUAGAAAGAGGAGAAGCCAGGAUUCAGAGGCGGAUCAGCAUCAAGAAAGCUCUGGAUUCAAAGAUCGGUCGCUACAAGGCUCCUUUCCAUCAGCUCCGCAUCUCAUAUGGAACCAACAAAGGCAAGAACUACACAGAGGAGGAGGACCGUUUCCUCAUCUGUAUGCUCCACAAGCUGGGCUUCGAUAAGGAGAGCGUGUACGACGAGCUCCGCCAGUGCAUCCGCAACUCACCUCAGUUCCGCUUCGACUGGUUCCUCAAAUCCAGGACUGCCAUGGAGCUCCAGAGGCGAUGCAACACUCUGAUCACACUGAUAGAGCGAGAGAACAUGGAGCUGGAGGAGAGGGAGAAGGCUGAGAAGAAGAAACGUGGCCCAAAGACCGGUUCAGCCCAGAAACGGAAGUCGGAGGGAACCGCAGACGGCCGGGGACGCAGAAAAAAGCUCAAGUUGUGAAUCUGUUGACAUCCUGCAGUGUCAGCAUUUGAGAGCGGCGGCCAGCUCCGGUGUCUUUAGUCCUGGUGUCUGUGACAAUGUACUGUGUAAAAAAGAAAAAAAAGAAAAAAAUUCCCUGAUGGACCGACCUGGUUGUAUUAGGUGUUAGAAAGUACUCCUUUUUACAAGCCUGCCUUGUUGUCACUUACCUAAACACUGCAGCUGUGCUGGUUUAGUUUUUGGUUGCUAGAUUUUUUUUUUUUUUUUUUUUUGUACUAGUACUUAAUUGGAUUACAUGUAUUUAUGCCUGUUGGUUGUACCACAUUCCAUUGCUUGAAACAAUAUGUACCCUCUUUAUUUUUAAGAAUUCAUUUGUUCUUAUGUGGAGUAGAAAAUGUCAUUGUUGAGCUUUUCAAAUAAACCACCAUUUUUUUUUAA